Mytilus californianus (California mussel) is the source of this 2092-nucleotide messenger RNA. RefSeq names its product tyrosinase-like protein 2. Bases 125 to 2092 code for a protein of 655 amino acids. The transcript is spliced from 4 exons. Gene Ontology annotation, molecular function: oxidoreductase activity. The record is from RefSeq and is a predicted model, not a curated record. NCBI's taxonomy places the organism in Eukaryota, Metazoa, Mollusca, Bivalvia, Mytilida, Mytilidae.
AGCAAUAUAGUUUUGUACUUUUAUAUUAAAAUAAUUUAGUUGAAAUUUGUAGAAUCUUUAUUCUAACAAAUAGUGCACUUUACUUAAGGAUUAGUUUUAUCAGCUGUGAUUUUAGCUUAAAAGCAUGAAACGCAACACCGUAAUUUUGGUUUUUGGAGUUGGGUGUAUUCUGUCACUAGUUAGAGGUCUAAUUAGUCCUGGAGACUUACCAGACGGUCUGAAAAAAUGUUUCGAAAUGAAGACUAAACAUAGUAAUGUUAAAGAGGUUCCAAGUGAAGAUAUCUGUAUAACAUGUAUAACAGACUAUCUAUGGAAACAGGGAAAACACGUUCAUUGCUUCAAUAAAACAGAGCAUGAUGUAAAAUGGGUUGCUGAAUUAUUGACAGAACUUCAUCCUGCUUCAACUAGAACUAAACGAAGUGCUCCAAGACGAUGUCGAAGGAAAGAAUACCGAAUGUUGACAGACGAUGAAAGAGAAGAUUACCAUCGUGCUGUAAAUCUAAUGAAGAAAGAUACGAGUUCUUUUGAUACUAAGUUGUAUGAAUAUUCGUUACGAAAAUUAGUACCUGGUGUUUGUCUGCCAUAUUGGGACUCUACUUUAGAUUCCGCCAUGUCAACAAUGCCUGAAAAUUCCAUCAUAUGGAGCAAGCACUUUAUGGGCAAUGGGGAUGGACAAGUACAAACUGGUCCAUUCAGGCGUUGGAUGAAUAUUGACGGUAGUCCCCUUAUGAGAAAUAUUGGUAGUACUGGUCAAUUAUUGACAAAACGUACUGUCUUGAAUAUCCUGUCAAAACGUUAUAAUCACCAAAUAUGUGAACCUUCGCAGAAUGUGCUGCAUAGUUUGGAAGGAUUACAUGAUCAGGUUCACAUGUGGAUUGGUGGUAAAAUGUUUGAUAUAGCCACGUCACCAAUGGAUCCAAUUUUCUUUAUGCACCACGCCUUUAUUGACUGUCUGUGGGAAAUAUUCAGGAAACAACAAAUUGGAUAUAAGAUAGAUCCCAGUAAAGACUACCCCACCACCGGAGAUCUCUUACAGCACCCAGAUAGACCAAUGGACAGUCUUCCACCAAUACCAGGAUUUGGAAAACUAAGGAAUAAGGAUGGUUAUCUCUCUUAUUGGACAGAUAAAUUUUACUUUUAUGACCCUCCUCCAACAUGUAGUUUCCCAACUUUAGACUGUGGCUCAAAAUGGCUAGAAUGUGACACAAGAAGGAAAAUUUGUGUUUCAAAAAGUAAUCAAGCAUUGUCUUUUCAAUAUCCAACUUUUAACUCUUUUAAUCCAUGGGAUUUCUACUUAAAAAGAGGUAAACGAGACACAUAUAAGGUUUUAUUAGGUAAGCUUGGCGAACAGGAAUCUCCUGAACAAAGUCAAAAGAGUUAUGAGAAAGUCAAACUUAACGUUCCAAAGGAGGUUGCUUUGGGUUCCCCAAUACAAAAUGCAUUUGAAAUAGAUUGCGUUCAAGAUAUAAGAGCAUGGGCUUUUAUGGCUAUCAAGGUAAUCCAUUUAAGACCUCAAGAAGUCAAAAUGUCAGCUCAUAUAAUUGAAAAUGGCAAAAUACAAGAUACAGACAUGUAUAACGAGAGUAACUACAGAAGCUUAAAAACGCAUAUAAAACCCGGUUCUCCCGCCAUGUAUGAUACUUGUAUGGAAGACAAUUCUGGCGCUUUUAGGAUCAAUCUCGUAUCACGUGGACUUAGUUACAAUGGUUGGUAUGAAGACUAUGUUAUGGUAGACAAUCGCUUACCUAUCUCGUCACAUGUCGGGUAUAUUGCAUUCAAAAAGCCUGGUCCAAACGAUACAGAACCAGUUACAGCAUUUAUUUCAGCUUCAGAUACAUGUGGUCGGAUGUGUAAACCUAAGUGCUUGAAAAGAGGAUCAGGUUCGAAGCCGACAUAUGUUUCAUGUGAUGGAGUGAUUAAUGCUACAGCCCAAUCACCUUUGAUGUAUGGAGAGACGUAUGGGGAUGCUGCAGGAGACAUUUGGGACUUCUCUGAUCCCAUGGUUCCUGUAAGCAAGGAGAAUGGUAUCUUUAUGAUAUUUUAUUGUGAUUAUUCGGAUUCGUGGCCUUGGGAGAGUUGUAAUAAAAGCUAA